CCGUGAAACUUCGCACGCUGUUUCUUUCUUCCCGUCUGUCUCUGCUGUCAUUGGGCAAUUUCAAGUGGCAGCCGGACACACACACACAGACACACACACACACACACAUACACACACACUUGUGUAUAACAAUCUACAUGCACGUAUAAAUGUACAUGGAGAUACAAAAUGUGUAUACAGCACGACAUGCAGACAUACACAUACGCACACGUAGAUCUACACACACUCCGUGAAACGAUAUGAGAGAAAGAGAGAGAGAAAGAGAGAGAGGGUCACAACAAUUGUUGUUGUGAAUGCAAAAGGAGAUCGAGUGUUUGCGAACAUUAACUGAACCAUGAAGGGCAGACGCAUCUUUUAAGAGAGAGACAGGGAGACUUUUUGCAGUACCAACACUCACAGUGUAGGAAGGAGAAGAAGCAUAGUCUCUCGUGGCACCAGUGAACGACAGACAGGCAGGCAGAUGUUCUCGUCUCUUUGUUUAUUCUUAGAACAAAGCCGAGACACUGCUGGUCUCCGAGGAGAAGAAGAAAAAAGAAUCCCAAGAAUCCCAACUUUCUCAUCGUUAGGCCUUGGUUCCUUUCGAUUUAGAAAAGCUUUGUGUAUGGCUACGUUUACAUGACCGCGAAGGACCCGAGUGAGUCUAUUAUGUAAAGACAGACGACUGUGGAUGCGUUGAGCGUGUGAAUCGAGCCUUUCGUGGAUUUCAUUGGCGGGUCUCGUGUUUUGUCAACAUCAACAAACUAGACGUCGAGGGCCACCGAUUCACGUGGAGCUUUUGUCGCUGUUAGAUCUCUGUUGUGCUUCAUUUCCCGCUAGAUCUUGUUUCUCGUCCUCUCAAAGAUUUAUAUUUUACGGUGUUUUGAUUCUAAUUCAAAAACAGUUAUUUCUCGCUAGAUCUUGUAGUAUCCAUUCAACUCACUGACCCUGAUACUCCCAUCGUUUACGCCCAAAAAAGUUUGAUUUUUUACGUUGUUUUUGAUGAUUCUAUAAUCACGGGUGUUCAGAAGUGAGUAUUUAGUUAUCGAAGACGGUACAUAGAUAAUUCGUCGACCCUCCCCCCGCUUUUGUGCAUUGUUCUGGAGUUGUUUGACAAAGGAUGACCGACGAUGAUGAUAUCGGAGAUGGAGACUGCGAUGGGAUCGAUUUUAAAUGGAUGCGCAAUGAUUCGGAUUCCGAGUCGGAGGAGGAGGAUUGGACAGAGAGGGAAGGCACUUUGCCCAAGUUCCCAACCAGAGAGCUGUCGUUGAGGGCGCGUCUGAGGCGUAUUCUUCUCAGGAACCCAACCACACGAAUCAACAUCUCCGUCGUCUACAUCAGCCUCAAGGUUCUGCUGUGUUGUCUCUACGUCGUCCGAGUCUGCUUGGAUGACGUCAAACAGUAUGCCUGCCAUGGAGGACCGUGUAAUGGCACCGUGGAAGAAGACACAGAUGAAGGUUUUACCUCCACCAACAUUAACUGGCAUGUCCUCCUGUGGGUGAACAGACCUCUGCCAUUAUGGGUCGUCCAAAUUCUUCUGUCCGCCAUCACCUUCUUCAAGAGCACACUGCUGGUCUUGAUCACAAUGAAGGGCAAUGUGUUCCUUAAACUGACAUCUCGGGAUUAUGUCCUGGAGGUUCUGUGCAGCCUACCAAUGGUGGUGUCGGUGAGUUUGUGGACGCCACAGUUCCUCAACUGUUGGCUGGCUCUCAUUUCACUCAAGCGGUUGUUGAACGACUUCCACCUCGCCAGACAACGGUUCCAGACAAUGUCAGUGACGCUGUACCAGCAGUCCUGGUUUCUCAUCGCUACCCUGGGAUGUUUGAUUUUCACCACUAUCUGCGGCAUCCAGCACAUCCAACGAGGCAGCCACAAGAAGCCCCUGAACAUGUUCGAGGCCGUGUACUUUGUCAUAGUGACUCUGUCCACCGUGGGCUACGGCGAUAUCUCUCCGGACAUCUGGCUGGGACAGCUAUUCAUGCUUUUCAUGAUCUGUGUGGCCUUCUCCUUCAUCCCCAGGCAGUUCUACACAGUUAUCCUGAUGAGUUCCGAAGAGCUGGAUGACAACAUGCAGUUUAUCCUCAAAGACCCAAAGUGGGCCAACAGAGUCCUCUACAUACGCGGAUCAGCCCUCAAGGAUAUAGACCUCAAGAGAUGCCGGAUCAACAUACAGUGCUGAGGUCCUGGGCGGUAAAAGACUUUGCUCCACACUGUGCCCAAUACAUCCAGCUGUACAAGGCUUCCAACAAAAUACACGUCAAAUUUGCUGAACAUGUGGUCUCCGAAGACGAGUUCAAGUUUGCCUUGCUGGCCAACAACUGCCUGUACCCGGGUCUGUCCACUCUGGUCACUUUGUUACUUCACACCUCCAGAGGACAUGAGGGAAGCUGGGCUCCAGAGACGUGGCAACAGAUUUACGGGCUCCACUCUGGCAACGAGAUCUACCACAUACAGUUGCACCGCAGCAUAUUCUUCCGAGAGUACGAGGGCAAAAAGUUCACCUACGCUUCUCUUGAUGCACAUCAAAAGUAUGGAGUGAACUUGAUAGCAGUUCUCGACACAACAGCCGUUGAUGCACAGCUACAGCUGAACCCAGGCUCGGACUAUGUGAUGAGAGGCACAGACUACUGCUUCUACAUGAGCCUGACCAGAGAGGAGUACAUGAAAGCCAUACCCAAGGCUCUGGAAGCUACUAAAAGCGCCUCUGAAGUACGGAAUAAGAAUAUUGCCAUAAUCGUGAAGGAGAUGAACAAACUGAUGGAGGCCCACGAGGCAGACCAGGAGGAGAUUGACGAGGAGAGCGUGUUCAGCACCAUCACCUCCAACAUUGGUUCCAAUCUCGGCAAGAGUCUGAAGCUGGGUCUGGAGGCCCUACCACUACUGGAGAAAGAGAAUGCCAGAUUUUCCAGCACGGACAGUGGCGGAGGAAACAUGAGUGAGCGAGUCGAAUCGUUCGACCGUGUUCAAGGUGCCACCAACUAUCCCUCGAAAAUUGUACAACAAAUGAUUGAUUUCGAUCAGGAAAGUUUCACCAUUGGACCACCACCGAGCACACUCAAUCUGGGAACAAGACGCACACUCUGCCACCUACACAAGGACUCACGGUCACUUUGCUGCUUAGAAUGGGGCAAGCCGUGCGAGCACUGCCAGUACAAAGUGGCCUCAGACAAACGCUGGGACCACCAGCUGGUCAUCCUGUCUGUGCGGCGCUCGUGCCCCGGCCUCUACAACUUCAUCAUCCCGCUACGGUCCAAGUACCUCAGCCUGCUCUCCCUCAGCCCCAUCAUCCUCAUGUUUCAAGAAGUGCCAUCAAGAUUUUUCCUGGAGACCAUUGCCCAUUUCCCCUUGGUGUUUUGGAUGCAAGGCACUGUGAACAAUUUGGAUGACCUGCUGACAGCCGGGGUGAACAAAGCCAUGCACCUUGUCAUCUCCCACAUGGAGGCUGGGCCUGGCGGCGAGGAAAACUUGCAUGAUGCUGCCACCAUUGUCACCGUACAGAAAAUAUCCAGGUUAUUCCCACAUGUAAACAUCAUCACUGAGGUGAAUGAAGCAUCCAACAUGAGGUUCAUGCACUUCAAGGCCAAGGACUCUUACAUGUUGAAGAUCCGAAAAUUGGAGAAGAGACUGAAGGAGAGAGCAGUGACCAACCUGCCCUACAUGUUCCGGCUGCCGUUUGCUGCUGGCCAGGUGUUUAGUUCUGGCAUGCUGGACAGGUUGUUGUACCAGACGUUUGUGAAAGGCUACCUCAUUAGCUUUGUCCGGCUUUUGCUUGGGAUCGAUGCUGAGAAGAAUUCGGGACAUUUGUCAAGUGUUCGGAUCCGUCGUGCCACUCUGUCCCAGUUCCCAACAUACGGUGAUCUGUACCAAGGCCUGUGCUCCACCACAGGGGAGAUCCCCAUCGCCAUCUUCCGGACGGACAAACAGUCGUCUUCCAGUGAGGGAGAGCUCCCGACAGAAAGUAACGGAAACAACAACAUCAAGCCAGAGAAACUGAGCGGUUUGCGCGACAGUUUGCGACACGGCUUUCACUUACCCCACAGUCACCUACACAGUCAGCGUCAGGGUUUGCGCAGCUCAAGAAUGUCUGUUGGUGCUGGGUUCUUCGAGCGAGACAAACACAGCAACCAACACCUGGAAGAGAUGGUCCAAGCCAGGAUGGAGAGCCUGCAGCUUGCGGAUGACGAUGAGCCUUAUGUUAUCUCAAAACCCCCCAAAGCUCUAUCGUACGUGAUCGUGAACCCAACUCCUAAGAGGAAACUCCGAAAUGGAGACAUGGUGUACGUCAUCCAGCCCAGUUCCAUGCAAGCUGUACCCAACAAACUGAACCGCAGUGGUCGCAGCCCGGCCAAAAGUUUCCGCAGUCGGCAUAUCAGCGUCAACGUAAGCGGUGUUGGGACGAGCAAGUCUUCCUCAACGCCUACGUCAACUCCGUCUCCUAGAGACAAUCCGGCACCAAAGAGCUACGACGAGAAAAGCCAACAACCCUCCCCCGUGGAGCUGCAUGGAAGUUUGGCUGGUUUCCGAGAAGGAUCACCUGCUGCGCCGAAUGGAACGACAGUUGUUGACUUUGAGAAGGAAGACAGUGUGGUAGAGAUGAGGCCUCGCUGUAAAUCAGAGUCCAGUGCAAAGCAAGCCAAUAGUUCCGACUCGAAUGGAGGAAAACCUGUGUUCACAUAACUCUGAUGCAUUUUCACAUUAUAACUCUGAUGCAUUUUCACAUUAUAACUCUGAUGCAUUUUUUAAAAAACAAUUUGUGGAAGGAUUCGAUCUAAACAUAAACUACAAAUUUACCCGAUUCAAGUGGAGGAAAAUUUGUGCUUAUGUGUUACUGAAGCAUUUUAAAGAAAGUAUAAUUCAUGGAAGGAUGAGAUCUAGGAAAAAACUAAUUUGUAUCAGUAAUAGCUUCCAAAUCAUGCUCAUUUGUAUGCUCUGUUUUGAGUGUUACUCAUAGAAAAAAUUGGUAAUGUGUUCAUUUGACAUUGAGUAUUAUGUUGGAUUCCAGGAGGAUUCAGUCUAAACCAAUAGAAAACACUCAUUUUAAUACUUUGUGACAUAUGAAAAGAAGACUCGAUGUUGUGUUCGUAUGGUAUUAUAAUUGAAUAUGCUUUGGAGACAGGAUCUGAGACAAGCAUUGUGUGUGGGUGGUUGGCGGGUGCUCUGGUGGGAUUUGCUUCUUCUUUCCUAUCAAACAUCUAUCGUCUUUAUCUCCCCUCCUUCUUUUUCGUAUUUGUUACUAUCUUGUAACACCUCUAAUCUUCGGCACUUAUUUGACCUAAUUGUGUUGCAAGUGCCGUAAAACACUUACUUAAGCACCAAAAAAAAAUAGGCGUUGUGUUUCCUGAUUCCAUCGCUCAUUUGAAUGUUGUAUGAUAAGAUUCCACCUGAAGAUAAAAAUGUGUUCAAAUGAUUUUUGUAUGUCCUUUCAUUUGUGGUCCUUGAAAGAUCCGGUCUAA
This is a messenger RNA of Aplysia californica (California sea hare), 5429 nucleotides long. RefSeq names its product potassium channel subfamily T member 2. The record is from RefSeq and is a predicted model, not a curated record. Gene Ontology annotation, molecular function: intracellular sodium-activated potassium channel activity. Gene Ontology annotation, cellular component: membrane. Gene Ontology annotation, biological process: potassium ion transport. Lineage: Eukaryota; Metazoa; Mollusca; Gastropoda; Aplysiida; Aplysiidae.